This is a messenger RNA of Pistacia vera, 707 nucleotides long. Its product is annotated as transcription elongation factor 1 homolog. The record is from RefSeq and is a predicted model, not a curated record. The transcript is spliced from 6 exons. Gene Ontology annotation, biological process: transcription elongation by RNA polymerase II. Bases 243 to 509 code for a protein of 88 amino acids. Gene Ontology annotation, cellular component: transcription elongation factor complex. Gene Ontology annotation, molecular function: RNA polymerase II complex binding. NCBI's taxonomy places the organism in Eukaryota, Viridiplantae, Streptophyta, Magnoliopsida, Sapindales, Anacardiaceae.
UAACGGAUGAAAAACAAACAGAGAAACGGCAUCGUAUUCUAGGUCGCCCUAGAAAUUUCUCAAAAUUAUAAAUAGUCGAUACAAGUCAUCGUUGGCUCUAUCUUUCUCAUUGACAAAGCUAGGGUUUUGCUUUGUGCGCUAAUCGGAAUCUCUUACAGACAAAUUUGCAGAUCGAAACCAUACGUAAUCGAUUUUUUUAAAUCGAGAAUCGAUUUUUGUCGAUCCUUUGAAGGACUUGAGUAAUGGGAAAGAGGAAGUCAAGGGCGAAGCCUCCACCAAAGAAGCGGAUGGAUAAGCUUGAUACUGUCUUCAGUUGUCCCUUCUGUAACCAUGGCACCAGUGUUGAAUGCCGCAUCGAUAUGAAGAACUUAAUAGGUGAAGCUGUAUGCUUGAUAUGCCAAGAGAGCUUCAGCACCACUAUCACAGCUUUAACCGAACCAAUCGACAUAUACAGCGAAUGGAUUGAUGAAUGUGAACGGGUGAACAACCUUGAUGAUGAUGGUGCUUAGGAGGGAGAAGAUAAUGUCUAGAAAACCAAAUGGGUGUUUGAAUGGAAUAGGUUUUCUUGAAUAUGUUACUAUGAUAGCCGAUGGGGCUUGUGGUUGUGGCACCAUUUAUGGCUUUUAGUAUUGAGUGUUAUGUAGCAAACAGAGAAGUUGUGUAAUUGAAUGUUAGUAAUGGAGUUUGGCAAUAAUGGCUGCUGUAAG